This is a messenger RNA of Ruditapes philippinarum (Manila clam), 8851 nucleotides long. RefSeq names its product unconventional myosin-IXAa-like. The record is from RefSeq and is a predicted model, not a curated record. Gene Ontology annotation, molecular function: ATP binding; microfilament motor activity; protein binding. Gene Ontology annotation, biological process: intracellular signal transduction. Lineage: Eukaryota; Metazoa; Mollusca; Bivalvia; Venerida; Veneridae. The transcript has 42 exons. Gene Ontology annotation, cellular component: myosin complex. Bases 442 to 7176 code for a protein of 2244 amino acids.
AAUCGCAUAAGCUGUGUAACAUUCACCUCGAAGUAAGGAGGACAUGAGUAAUGAGGAUAAGAAACUUAUUUCCUUGUUCAAAUGUGAUUUACAGUUUGACUGACAUGAAAAUAUCCAAGUUAUUGCAUACAGUUAAAUACGGCUUUUGAACAGGUGGAUUUCUCUGAGCAGUUGUGAUAGAUACGGCAUAUUCAUCAUAUAGGGGAGUAGAGAAUAUGUUGGGAAUGGAGAUUAUUUAUUUGGAGUAGAGAUUAAUAUUGGGAGUUUAGAGAUAAUCUGGACUGGUGUAAAGACAAGAGCAACACAAAGAGUUUUAUAUAGUAGAUUUGGAUAUAUAUUCUGUGAUACAGAACAAUUUGUGGAUAUGGGUUUAUUAAUCAAAAGUGAAUGUGUUAGGUUAAAAAACGAGUUUUAUGAAAUUUUUGUGAAAAAGUCUCUGUAAUGAUGGCAUUGAGUCCCUUGUCGGCCAAUCCUGGUCGAGGGAGCGUGUCCAUCAUUCGUAGGAUGAGUAUGGAAACUUACAUGGUUCGGAUAUACACUGGGCCGCUCAGUCAGGAUCAAGAAUAUGUAUCUGUUGAAGCUGAGAAAAUUUCAAAGGCAGAAGACGUGGUAAAAGUUGCAGUCCAAAAGUUGAAUUUACGUGAUUCGGAUAAUUAUGAACUGGCUGAAGUGCUGUCCACAGCCGGCCAGUUGUGUAAAGAAAGACGUUUAGAUGAGCUUGAAAACCCCGUUAGAAUACAAUUGUUAUGGCCUACAACAAUAGUCAAUGCUGAAGUUGACAGAGGGCAUGGCUUAUAUACUGGCUACAGAUUUUAUAUUCGUAGAAAGAAUCGUGAAAAUUCAAAUCGAACUUCAUUGUGGAUGGAAUACUCCGAUCCAAAUCCUGUAGAUAAUUUCCUAACAGCAUUCUUAAAUCAGCCAACAAGCAAUAAAGAAUAUUCGGACCUAUGCAACUUACCCGACCUCAAUGAGCGAACAUUACUUGAAAAUAUCAAAUCUAGAUUUCACAAUUCAAACAUAUACACUUACGUAGGAUCUAUUUUGAUAGCUGUAAAUCCAUUUAAAUUUUUUCCCAUUUACAAUCCUAAAUAUGUCAAAAUGUACCAAAACAAACGUUUAGGCGAUCUGCCGCCACAUAUUUUUGCGAUCGCAGAUGCAGCUUUUUACACUAUGUUACGGACCAAGAAAAACCAAUGCAUUGUGAUAUCGGGAGAAUCUGGGAGCGGAAAAACCGAAAGUACAAAUUUGUUGCUACAUCAUUUAACAGCUUUGAGUCACAAAGGAUUACACGGAAGUGGUGUGGAACAAACUAUCCUUGGUGCUGGACCGGUGCUUGAGGCAUUUGGAAAUGCAAAGACGGUGCAUAACAACAACUCAAGCCGAUUUGGUAAAUUCAUACAGGUCAAUUAUAAAGAGAAUGGAAUGGUUCAUGGUGCUAUUGUUGAAAAAUAUCUGCUGGAAAAAUCUAGAAUUGUCUCACAAGCGAGUAACGAGAGAAACUACCAUGUAUUUUACUACCUACUGCGAGGUGCCGAUGACUUAGAGAGAGAGAAACUCCGCCUUGGAAAACCGGAGGAUUAUUUCUACCUUAGACAGAGUGACUGUUACCUCGUUGAUGAUCUGGACGAGGCCAAUGAGUUUUCUAGGCUUAAACAGUCCAUGGAGAUGGUGGCAUUCUCACAAGUUACACAAAAAAGAAUAUUUGGUGUUUUGUCGGCUGUUUUACAUCUUGGUAAUGUCACUUUCAAAAAGAAAGGGGAUCAACACCAUGAUGAAUCAGUUACCAUAAUUAACCCAGAAACUAUCAGUAUCAUCUCCAAGUUACUCAUGGUGAAAGAGCGCACCCUGACAGAAGCGCUUACACAAAAGAAAACAGUGGCUGGAGACGAAACGGUCGUUAUGACUCAUCGGAUGGAACAUGCUGUAGCAACUAGAGAUGCCAUGGCUAAAUGUCUAUAUGGAGCUUUAUUUGACUGGAUUGUCCUGAAAGUAAACCAAGCUCUGCUUGCCAAGAGACACAAUAGUGAACAUCAGGCUGAGGAUAAUCCAGAUAAAGCAAAUAACGUUAGACAUACGGGUAAUUCAAUAGGCGUGUUGGACAUCUUUGGUUUUGAAGAUUUUAAAUGGAACAGUUUUGAACAGUUCUGUAUCAACUAUGCAAAUGAGCACCUCCAGUACUAUUUCAACCAGCACAUCUUCAAGUUUGAGCAGUGGUAUGAUAUUUUCAGUUUUCCGGGAGCCAGUAACGAGACGCUGUUAUCAAAGUUUCACCAUCAUCAUGCCAAGGGAAAUGUAUACUAUGAGGCGCCACAGAGAAGAGAGAUGGCAUUUGCUGUACUACACUAUGCUGGAAAAGUCAAAUAUCAAAUAAAGGAUUUCCGAGAGAAGAAUAGUGACCAGAUUAGAACAGACAUUGUGGCCAACAUGAAAAGUAGCAGUCUUUCAUUUGUCAGGGAACUUAUGGGGGUUGAUCCAGUGGCUGUGUUAAGAUGGACAAUUCUGAAAACCCUCAUCAAAAGUAUGUUUGCCUUCAUCCGUGCUGGGAAAACCUACAGGCAUAGAGGAGGUGUGGCUUAUAAUAAUGACAUAACUAUCUUUGCUUCAACAGAAGAAAAUUUAAUAAUCUUUUGGCCAUAUUGGCCUGUUUUUCAAAUUGAUAAUGUUUGUUUGAUUGAAAUGUGGCAUCACAGAGCAAGACUGUUGUAUGUUGUUCCUGUAUUUUGUAGCCCCCGUCGUAUUUCCCCAACUGACCCGUCCCAGCACCGUUCUCCCCGCUCCAUGCAUGAAAUUCUCUACAGUCGACAUAGUCGGGAUGACAAUAAUGGGUCAGAUGACGAUGACGAGGAUGAUGUGUUUAUGUCGAAUCAGCGACAUUCAGCUCAUUUACGGAGCCCUGUUGAUGCGUACUUGUCAGAGGACGACGCGCGUGUCAUGAGGCGCGCCACUAAAGUACUAAUGAAAAACAAAUCAUUCAAGCCAAAGACAAGGCCCCAAACUAUGUUUUCCGACAUAAAGACGUUGAAGGCGAUAGCUAAUCGUACAAUAUACAUCGGUGGAAAAAUGAACACAAAACAAAAACCACCUAGUGUGGGUGCUCAAUUCCAGUGGUCGUUAUCGAGAUUAAUGUCUACGUUGAAUCAGGCUAAUCCGUUCUUUAUACGCUGUAUCAAGUCGAACGCAGAGAAACUGCCGUGCAGAUUGGAUGACGUCCUAGUUUUAAGACAGCUUCGUUAUACAGGAAUGCUUGCGACAGUUCGUAUCCGACAGUCUGGGUAUAACUAUAGACUUACUUUUGAGGAGUUUGUCCAGUUGUACAAGAUUUUACUGCCAAAAGGACUCUCAAGCAACAUGGAAGAUGUGUCACAGUUCCUUGAAAAUAUGAAUAUGAACCAAGACAAUUAUCAGAUUGGAAAAACUAAGGUAUUUUUACGAGAAACAGAGAAAUUAUUUAUGGAUGAGUGCCUUCAUCAAGCUAUAAUGAAGCGUGUGAUUGCUAUACAAAGAUGGGUGAAGACGAAAGUUGAGAGAAAAAAUUACCUCCAGUUGCGGGAGAAUACCAUUAUGUUACAGAAACAUAUACGACGGUUCCUAGCUCAACGACGGUUAGACAUGGUCCGAGAAGCCGUCCUGAUGAUUCAGCGGUGGUAUCGAGGCUCAACGGAAAGAAAGAAAUACCAUCUUGUACGCAGAAGUGCCAUACGAAUACAAGCUCAUGUCAAAGGUCAUCUGUGCCGAAAAAGUUCCCGCCAUAGAGGCAUGUGUGAGAAAAGCAGAUUUAGGGAGAUCGAGGCCGAUUUACGACGACAGAAAGCAGAGCGCGAGGCAAUCAAGCAGGCGGAGGACAUGCACUCGUCAACCAGCGACGAGGGAGUACUCAUCAAAGAUAACAGUGCCGACGAGCUUGAACUUCACACAGGACAAUAUCAACGUAGAGAUUCUGAAGAGAGCAGUGGUAUACUAGAUGACUCCGAGUCGGACACCGUGUCAGAGGCUAAAAGCCGAGGUGGCGACUCUGUAUGCUCCCCACCAGCCACACCCACUAGUCAGGGCCCGGAGAUCAAUAUUGAAAGCCUGCCGGGCUCCAAAGAUCGGUUCCUCACUGAUACCAACAGGAUCUCAAAGGUACAUGACUUGGCGAGAAGGUUUCAAUCCCCAGAAGGUUCUUCACCUGAUGACGUCGAUGGUCGACCCUCACCUGACAUCAUUUAUGUUCCACGGGGAUCGUCUGCUAGAAAAAGGCCGCCUAAAAUGUCACCCGCUCCUUUAGCGAAGCAGGAGUCAUUCUCAGACCUGACUGAUCUUGUUGAUGGCCAGCUUGUAUUUGAUUCACCAACAACUGCUGAACCCAGACCGUCGCAGCUUUCUCCGGACAAACUUCAACUGGUCGAUGAUAUUUUGAAGAAACCUCGCAGUCACACGGGCGAGAGUCUUCACGUGUCUGCCGAGGACGUGUCGAAGAGUCCGUUCCGACGUGUCAUGAAGGGAGCGAAACACUUAGUUGCUAGUCAAGAAAAUUUACGUGAAACUAAGAGUUAUCCAUGUGUACCCGAGAGCUCUACGUUAAAACGUAAGAUGUCAUUCUCGUCUACGUUAUUCAGACGCACAAAAUCGUCGAUAAAAAUGCUGCGAGAUAUGAAUCGUGGACAGCGCAAGAAGAAAGACUCUCAAGCUGAGGACAGUGACGAGGACCCCGAGCAUUCACCCGUGUCAAAACAUAUGCAAAAUAUUCCAGCUGGAGCAGUAUCUGUUCUUCCACAUUUUACCAGCAUGCCAUUAUCCCCUAAAUCCCCGGUCAAAGAUGAGAACGUAUUCUCAGGAGACGAUCAGGAGGAAAAGAAAUCUAUACAGAAGAAAAGACGUACUCGGAAAGGGGAGAAAGAUAAAGAGAAUCGACCAAUCGAAGUGCAGAGGGGCUGGAAUGUUGCCAAAACUUCACAGUGGCAAUACCCGGAGGAAUUUGUGAUUACGGAAACUUAUGAACUACAAUUUCUAGACGAGUUCAUCGGUAGAAAGGUGAAUGAGUUGGUGAAAGACACUGGGAAAAAGGAGUCCCAGUUUGAUAUUGUGUUCAAAAAAUGUCUCAAGUCAUUCCAUACAGAAUUGAAGAGUAUUCUCUCAUUGUCCUUGCAGAAGGAAGGGUCAUGUGAGACCUGUAAUAUUAAAUAUCGUGAUUUAUUUGCAAUGUUUGAAUCAACGAUGAGGGGAACGUGUGAAGAGCAGAAAGUGGACUCUGAAUUCCCAGUGACUAUAUGUAUAAAUGCAUUCCGAGGUUAUCUAGAUGAAUUUAGAAAUGGUGUAAAUAGUAAAAAGAAGGAUAGUAAAUUUAAAAAGAAAAAAGAAAGACCAAAUAGAAGAGAUAACAAGAAAAAGGAUAUUAUAGAAUUACAAGGCCAUAAAUUUUCCCAAGUGCAAUUUGGAAUUCCAACAUUCUGUGAAUUGUGUUCAAAUAUUAUAUGGAUCAUGGAGAAAGGUCAUGUGUGCCAAAUAUUAUAUUUCUUUAUUUUUCAUUUAUUGCAGAGAAUAGUUGGUACAAAGGUGUUCGGUGUUCCAUUACAAAACUUAGUAGGGCAAGACGAGAAGAUCCCCGUGUUCAUGGACAACUUGAUCCAUCUGAUAGAGACCCAUGGCUUCUAUACAGAGGGAAUUUAUAGAAAAUCAGGGGCCCAACCCAAAAUAAAUCUGCUCAAAACUACACUUGAUAGUGGAAAAACAGAUAUCAGUAUAGAAGAGUUCGCAGUACAUGUGUUGACAAGUACAUUGAAAACUUUCUUCCGCGAGUUGCCAGAGCCGCUGUUGACGUUUGAAUUUUAUGAGGAAUUUAUACAAGCUUCAGAAAUCCACGAUGAAAAGGAAGCCAUACAAGGUUUAUUUUCCCUCGUAGAAAGAUUACCUAAAGUGAAUCAUGAUGUAUUUGAAAGACUUAUCUUCCAUCUGGCAAGAGUGGCCAAACAUGAGAAGAACAACAAGAUGUCAGUGAACAGUUUGGCUAUUAUAUUUGCUCCAUGUUUAUUAAGGUCCAACAAGAUAGUUCAGGCACAGGAUAUGUUGUCACAAGUUGGUCAACAACAAUUGUGUAUAGAAAAAAUAUUGCAAGAACAGCUCAACAAACUGAAAGCUACGUUACAGGACAUUAGUACGCUGGAGUCAGCCGAGGCCACUGCCAACGAGAGACUGUCUGUUGUCCGGGAUAGCAUGAGAAAAACCAAAGAUGUUGUAAAGAAGCAGGUACAAGGCCCGCCAAGUCUCACGGAGGAUCCAGAAAACCUGGAGGAACAAGAGAGGGUCAUCAACUCUCAUAUACAAUCGUUACGAAAUGAAAAACGAUCAUUAACUACCACACUUCCGGUGUUUGAGUACCGCCACAGCUCCGAUGAUGAGAUGUUAUCAGCAGACGACAUUGAAUCAACAGACGACAGCGAAUAUCAGAUGGAAGAUCCCACAUUUGAAACGCCAGCUAAAGCACCGACUCAGUUAACUCAUUUGACAAAACAUCGGGUUGAGGUUCCGGUAAAUCGCCGACCGCCAAAACAAUUGUUUAAACAGCGCAGCAUGGACGACAUGGACAAGUUAGAUAAAGAGACCUUGUUACAAUUACAAAACGGAACACAUUCGUGUAGUACUGAAAACAAUACAUCAGUGUCAAAAUAUUCAUCCGCAGAAAAAACUUCCAACUUUUCGGGCAAGCAAAGACAACUGCUGGACAGUUUGGAUUUACACUCGCCUGAUUCCCAAACAGUGAAAAACACUCGCAAGAAAGUAGGAGAAUAUUUUAAGAAUGUGAAACGUAAAAAUGAUAGAGAACCGGAACAAGCUGUGAGGUCAUCAGAAACACUUUCGUCUGCGAUUGCUAAAGAUUCUCUCCUAUUACUUAAACCAAAGGUGUACCAAGACGCGCUCUCGCCAAAAUUAAAAGCCAAAUUAUCAAAAUCUCAGAUUCAAAGUUCAGCACCCAGUAAAUCUGACAUACAUAGAUAUAAACCUAAUCAGUUAGCUGAUAAAAGAAGGAAAUCCCCUCGGAAAGAUCUUGAUAUGUCGCACGGCGUUUCACCGCAGCCGAGACCUUUACAACUAAUAUCGGCACAUGGAAGCCACGAAGGUCUAAGACUGUCAUCCUAUGAUAACACAAAUUUGUCUGUGAUGGAGCAGAGUGAUUCUGACGAUGAAAUAAUGGUUUAGUCAAUGAGAAAUGAGGAGAAUUGCCUGAUAUUUACCUUAAUUUUGUAUGUUAUUUUGAAUAUAUGGAGAAUGUUGUGUGAAAUGUUUGUAACUCCUUAAAAAGUAAAAAAAAUAAAACAAUAUUUGACAAAGAAGAAAUGCAUUUGAAGCAAAUUGUUGAUUUUUUUAAGAUCUUUGACCAGGAAUAUUUUGCAGUUUUCAAUAGGUUUUGAUAUAUUUAUUGCAAUAAACAUGAUUAAAAAAGUGUUUAGAGGUGUCCUUAAAUGAAAAAAUAUUGGUUAAGAAAGUUGUUUUUUCCGUAAUGUGAUCGACAAUUUCCGCCAUGCUUUUCACUGAUGACAGAGGAAUAUCCCUACCUACUUUUGUUUCUACCUAUAUGUUGGUUAUAGUAAAUUAUGAUCACUUGAAAAAGAUCAUGAUUUGUUAGGAAUGUUAUUUGUUUAGGUCAUACUAAAACUAGUACUACUAGAUUGUAAAUACAACAGUUUUACUGUGAAUAAGGCUAACUGAAAAAAAAAAGAAAGAAAAAAAAUACCAGCACCAUUGGUCUAGAAGUAGGAAUACGAUUGUAAAUGUAUGCACAUCUCCGGCUCUGAAGCUAGUAUUUACUAUGUAAAUUUUUAGUUUUCAUUCUAGUCCAUUCAUUGUAUAUCUACCUUGUUCAAUUUAGGAAGUUCUCUCAUUGGAUUGAAUAUCGAGGACACUUCAUUUCCCUGCAUAUAAAUUAUCGAAUGCUAUUGUUUUUAUUAUACACUUUAAAGAUUUUUUUUUUACUAUGCAAAGGUAAAACUAGUGCUAUUGUUUAUCCUUGACAGUAAUAAAGACACUUUUCAGCUAUAUCUAGUGUUAUUUGAUAUGCUUUUGUUUUACCACUUAAAGUAAGUGCUGAGGGAUUAUUGUUUAUUCCAUUGGUUCAACAACUCAAUGUUAUUAGUUAAUAAAUGCCUUUGGUAUUGGAUCAACAACUUGACGAUAUUAGUCAACAAAUGCUUUUGUGAUAGGAAUUGGUUUAAAAACUUUCAUGUUAUUAGUUAACAAAUGCCAUUUUGAUUGGUAUUGGUUUAACAACUUUCAUGUUAUUAGUUAACAAAUACCCAUAUGAUUGGUAUUGGGUUCACAACUUUCAUGUUAUUAGUUAACUAAUGCCAUUUUGAUUGGUAUUGGUUUAACAACUUUCAUGUUAUUAGUUAACUAAUGCCAUUUUGAAUGGUAUUGGUUUAACAACUUUCAUGUUAUUAGUUAACAAAUGCCAUUUUCAUUGGUAUUGGUUUAACAACUUUCAUGUUAUUGGUUUACUAAAAUUUGAUGCCGUGACAUCACUUGCGUUAUACAGACACAGUAUAAAGAUAUGCUAAAUGUUAACUUAAACUUAUUCAAUAGUCUCUAUUUCUUGACCGUUUUUUCACAUGCUUUGAAUCUAUUAUUGUUUUUGCAUUGUUAGAUAAUUAUCUGAUCAAGUUGUAAUGUUCCUGUUACUGUUUUGCUGUUAAAUAUGUUUAUGAAUUAGAAAGUUCUGAUAAAUCUUUUUAUAUAAAAGUUAAUGUGUAGAUAAGAGCUGAAAUUUUUAUACCGUUAUUAUGAACUAUUGUGAUAAAUAUGUAACUAUAUAGUGCUGUACAAGUAUAUAAGUUUUUGUUUGUUGCUUAUGUAUUCAAAUAAAUUACGACCCUUAUAA